This is a messenger RNA of Zingiber officinale, 1218 nucleotides long. RefSeq names its product mitogen-activated protein kinase kinase kinase 20-like. Gene Ontology annotation, molecular function: protein kinase activity; ATP binding. Lineage: Eukaryota; Viridiplantae; Streptophyta; Magnoliopsida; Zingiberales; Zingiberaceae. The record is from RefSeq and is a predicted model, not a curated record. The transcript has a single exon. Gene Ontology annotation, biological process: protein phosphorylation. Bases 1 to 1218 code for a protein of 405 amino acids.
AUGGGUCGCGGCAUGGCGUGGAGAAGAGGCGCCGUCGUCGGCCGCGGUAGCUUCGCCACCGUCAACUUGGCCUACAUACAAGAGCCGUCCGGCUGGCGGGGGAAUAUCCCGGACGUAGUAGCCGUCAAGACCGCGGUUCUCUCCCGUUCCGACGUCCUCCGCCACGAGCGUUCCGUGCUCGCGGAGUUCCAGGGCUGCCCCCAAAUCGUUCGGUGCUUCGGCGACGAGGUCGCCGUCGAUGAAUCCACCGGAGUCGAGAGCUAUAAUCUCUUCCUCGAGUACGCCGCAGGAGGCAGCCUUUUCGAGGCGGUCCGCCGCUCCGGCAGGGGGCUUGGGGAGGCGACGGUUCGACGGUACGCCCGCUCGAUCCUCCGGGGGUUGGAGCACGUCCACGCCCGCGGCUACGCGCACUGCGACAUUAAGCUGCACAACAUCCUCGUCACGGGCGGCGACGGCGGCGGCGACGACGUCGUGAUCGCCGACUUCGGCCUGGCCAAGAAGGUCGGCGCCGACAAUGCCGGCGCCGGAAUCAGCGGCACGCCGCUCUACAUGGCGCCUGAGGCAGUCGCGGGGGGCACGGGGGCGGCGACGGCCGCGGACGUUUGGUCACUCGGGUGCGCUGUGGCGGAGAUGUCGUCCGGGAGGCCGGCGUGGGGGCAGCGUUUCAUCAACUCGUGGGGGUUGUUGCUCUUCGCGAUCGGAUUCGGGGAGGAGUCGCCGGAGAUUCCAGCGGAGCUGUCGGCGGAGGGGAGGGACUUCCUGAACCGGUGCUUCGUCAAGGACCCGGCGCGGCGGUGGACGGCGAAGAUGCUACUGCAGCAUGCCUUCGUGGCGGAGGAAGAAGACGUCGAUGCGAACCGAAGCUGCAUCCAAACGGAGUACUUUCAGUCGCCGAGGAGCGUCUUCGGGUUGUCAGAGUGGCCGUCGCCGAGAUCCCCGUCCGAUCGGAUGAUCCAUUCCAAGUCCAACCCCACAAAAUCAACAGAAACCGAUGAAGAUCCUCCUUUGACCUCGCCGGCCGAUCGAGUCAAGGAAAUCGCCGAAACUGCGCCGCCUAAUUGGGCUGGCUCCCCAUCCGCCGGGUGGAUCAACGUGAGGAGCUCCGCCUCAGGCGACCAAUCAGAACAAGAACAACAGCAACAACCACCACUCUGCAGCAGUUCUUCGUCUCCAUUUGUCUCAUUCAGAUCAGUUCAAUCAACUACAGAAGACAAUUAA